Molecule: messenger RNA, 1729 nt
Organism: Lolium rigidum
Lineage: Eukaryota; Viridiplantae; Streptophyta; Magnoliopsida; Poales; Poaceae
Product: serine/arginine-rich splicing factor RSZ21-like
Exons: 6
Coding region: 140-748 (202 amino acids)
Biological process (GO): mRNA splicing, via spliceosome
Cellular component (GO): nuclear speck
Molecular function (GO): RNA binding; zinc ion binding
Source: RefSeq, a predicted model, not a curated record
CUCCCCAGUAGCCCCGCUCCCGGAAGCUUCUCAUCCGCCGCCGCCGCCGUAGCAGCCGCGCCGUGCCGCGGAACUUGGCCGCCCGUGCCAACUCCGCGCCCGGAUCCCCACCUCCUCCGGGGGAAGGGAUUUGUUCACCAUGGCCCGUCUGUAUGUUGGGAACUUGGAUGCCCGAGUGACUGCUGGGGAACUUGAGGAUGAGUUUCGUGUAUUUGGAGUUUUGCGAAGUGUGUGGGUUGCACGUAAACCACCUGGUUUUGCGUUCAUUGAUUUUGAUGACAAGAGGGAUGCUGAGGAUGCACUUCGUGAUAUAGAUGGAAAGAAUGGAUGGAGGGUUGAGCUGUCUCGCAACGCCAGUGGCCGUGGCGGUGGUCGUGAUGGUGGCGGUCGAGAUGGUGGCGGUGGUCGUGAUCGGCAUGGUGGGUCUGACAUGAAAUGCUAUGAGUGUGGUGAAUCUGGUCACUUUGCUCGUGAAUGUCGUCUGCGUAUUGGUGCUGGAGGUCUGGGCAGUGGAAAGCGUCGCAGCAGGAGCCGCAGCCGCAGCCGAAGCCCUAGGUACCGCAGGAGUCCCAGCUAUGGUAGAAGAAGUUACAGCCCCCGUGAUCGUUCUCCAAGGCGUCGCAGUGUUUCUCCAGCGCCAGCCCGUGGCCGCAGCUACAGCAAGUCACCACCGCACAACCGUGGCCGUGAUGAUUCUCCUGAUGCUAAAGGUGAUGGUGGUGCCAGGUACCGACGCAGCAGGAGUUAGGCCUGAAUCCUUUGCCCCAUGCAUACCCAUCAAGAGAACUUAUCAUUCGCCCUGCCUGCUAGGAAUACUAAGACCUGACGUCAACUUCUUGACUUCGGUUAAGGUUUUCAACUUAUCUAUCUUUCAAGCUCGUUUCUGGUUCUGUCAUUAAAAAACCUUAUGUGGUGGAUGUAGUAUGCAACUAAGACCUAUUACCUUUCUUCUGUGUGUUAAGAAGGCAUCGUCCUGCACUUCUGCUUAAACGACUCAGCGAACUCCGUCUCUUCAGUUGUUGUCUUCGUGCUUUUGUUGUUCGCUCUUCAUUCUUCGCACGCAUUUACUGCUUCACGCAAAGUUGCAAGCAAAUGGGAAUCUUCCAUUAGUGCCUGCCUGCAAUGCCUCACCCCGACUGAAAUUCUUCGGUGAAGAUGCAGCCCCUUCACAAACUAGUAAUCUCUUUAUCUCAAAUUGGUAAGUUUGGGUGUACUGACAAGUGCAACUUGUUACAUUAUUGGAUCAUUAAUUUUCUAUAUAGAGCAAGGUGUCGGCAAGGUAUGAUAAUGCACCCACUUGGGUGAAACUAAAUCUACAUCUUCAUUGCGAGAAAAUGGGCCUUCAGCUGCAUUCUGUAGUUGAGCAUCAAGGAAUUUGAUGAGGCCGGCUUCACCAAGAGUCAUUGCCCGUUUAGUCAGUUCUACGGACUUCACCCUUGGCUCGGCAGUUCUGCUCUUCACAUUCUGCACGCUCCAUAUGCUAUCCUUGACAAACUGAGCAUCUUCCCUGCCUGCUGCCUUCUACCUGCACUGCACUGCAUAGUCUCCGUAGUACCUCUAGCCACCAGAUAAAAUAGGGGUUUCUGCUUACUUUUUGGUCUUGCUUAUAUGUAUGAAACUUAGUGUACUGUCCAUUCAACACAUCUGUAUUUAGCCCCCUUUUUUUACCUUGGACAUACAUACAUGAACCCUGGCUGGAAAUUAGUCAAAUCCCCUAGUGUUUGUCAAA